Molecule: messenger RNA, 1913 nt
Organism: Dictyostelium purpureum
Lineage: Eukaryota; Evosea; Eumycetozoa; Dictyosteliales; Dictyosteliaceae
Exons: 1
Coding region: 265-1302 (345 amino acids)
Molecular function (GO): ubiquitin binding
Source: RefSeq, a predicted model, not a curated record
UUUUUUUUUUUUUUCUAUCUUUUAUAAUCUUUACUAAUUACUUAAAUAAAUAAUAAAUAUUAGUAAUUAAUAAUAAUAAAAAAAAAUAGUUAUAAUUCAAUAAUAAUAAUAAUAAUUUUUUAAAUAGCUAAAAAUAAUAAUUAUUAUAUUUUAAAACAAAAUUAAACAUUCGUUUUUUUUUUUUUUCUAUAUACUCUAAUAAACCUUUAAUAAUAAUAAUAAUAAUUUAUUUAAUAAUAAAUUUUAAAAUAAUAAAACACAAAAAUGGAAAGUAACAUUUCAAUUUUAAAAUCAAUGUUCCCAAAUAGUUCAGCUGAAACUAUUGUUGCUUCAUUACAAGCUAGUAAUUUCGAUUUGGACCAAGCAAUCGAUAAUAUGUUAAUUCAAUCUGCAGCUGAGGAGCAAAGAAAGAAACAAGAGGAAUUGGAGAGAAAAUUAUUGGUUGAACAACAAAAACAACAACAACCAAUUCCACCACCACCAAUGCCACAAGUUGAAUCUGAAGAAGACAAGAUUCUCAAAGAAUUUUUAUUCCUUGAACAACAACAAAAGCAACAACAACCAAUCCCAAUCCCACCACCAAUGCCACCAAAGGCCCAAAUCGUUGCCCCACCACCAGCUCAUAUUCCAAUCCCACCACCAAUGCCACCAAAAUUAGAAAUUGUUGAAGAAAAAGAAAAAUCUAAAGAUGUUGGCCUUUUAAGAAACAUUUCAAAUACUUUAAGAGAAUUAGAAAAUGAAGUUAAAAACUUAAUCAUGGACCCAAGAAAAGAAAAUAAAGAAACAAUUGUAAUCAAAGAGCAAGUUGUUGUAAAUCCAAAUGAAAAUAAUAAUAAUGAAGUUGUUGUUAACAAACAUUACAGCGAUAAUAAUAAUAACAAUAAUAAUAACAGCAAUGAUAUCAAGAAGGAUGAAAUCGUUGUUAAUCCAAAUCCAAAUAAUAGUAAUAAUGAAGUUGUUGUAAAUAAACACUUUGAAGAAAAUAAUAAUAAUAAUAAUAAUAAUAACGAAAACAAUUCUCAAAAAGAUGAAUCAAAUAUUCCAAAUGAAGUUAAAGUUGCUAUUGAACAAUUAAAUUCAAUUUUCAAUUCCUCAUUAGAAAAAACCGAAAAGAUUUUAUCUGAACUUAAAGAUGAAAUCCAAAGUUGGAAGAUCAAAGACAAUGUUAAAACUUUCACAGUUUCUGUCAGAACUGAACUCUCAGAAAUUUUAUCUUCAUUGGCUAUUUUUAUUUCACCAUCUCAAGAAUAUCAAAGUGUAAAUACCAAUGAACCACAACCAAUUCCAACAGACCUUCUUUAAAAAUUGUCACUUUCUCUUUCUCUUUUCUUCUCUCUUUUUUGUGUUAACUCUAUCAAAUAUUUUAUUUAUUAAUUUGUAAACUAUAUAUAAUUAUAUAUUAUCAUUAUAUAUUUAUUAUUUAUAUAUAUAUCUAUAUAUUAUUUAUUCAUAAUAAAAUUAUACCAUUAUUUUUUUAAACCUAUCCUUUAUUCUAUCUUUUUUUUUUUUUUUUAAAAAAGAGCUGUGCAUUAACUUUUAUUUUAUUAAAAUACUAACUUAUAAAAUUUCUUUUUUUUUCUUUUUAAAAUUUAUAGGAAGAAGGUUUAAAUAAAAGAGAAUUAAAAAGAAUCGAGUUAGAAAAUAAAUUAAAACAACUAAAAGAAUAUAACAGACAACUUGAAGAAGAAAGAAGAAUUGCAAUUGAAAGUAAAAAUAAAAAAACAGAAAACAAUUUAACAAAUAAUAAUAACAAUGCUAGUGAUAAUACCAGUGCCGUUGAGGCCCCACCAACUUAUUAUUAUCAUCAACCAACUCCACAAUCUCACCCACAAUUUUUUAUAAAUAAUAACAAUAAUAACAAUAACCAAUAAAUAAAUUUUAAUUAGUUUCUUUUUCUCUUAUUUGGUAUUUAC